AUGUUUUGUCAAAGAGUGCAUUUCAACUUUGGUUUCUUGAAAGAUGGGCAAUUCAUGCGCCAUCUUUCACCGCCUCGUGCUCUUCAGCGGAGGGCGUUUUCUAGCCAGCGACCCGAUGCAAACAAUCCUGAAAACGCGCUGUCGGACGUCAAGGCAAAGCCAAAAGCAACUACUCCUCUUCGUCGGUCUGCGUCAGCUUCUUUGCCGAUACGCUCCAAUCCGACGCCAACCCGGGGGGAAAUCCAACCUGUAUUUACCCUUGCAACUUCUGAACGAUAUUUGCUUUCGCGGUUGCGCGGACAUAGCAAUCUUCCACCCCGCGCACAGGCACUCCACGAGUCGUGGUGGGUGCCGAAAUGGGGUCAGGAUGGUAAAGAGGGAGAGGUGUUCGUUUUUUCCAACGGUAGUUUUGUGUGUUGGGGAUUAGGGGAAGACGAAGCCAAGAGGUUCGCUGUUGAAGUGAUUGGAAACGCCCCUGGAAUUGAGGUAGAGCCUUUGAAAGAGCCCGAGACGGAGGGGCUGGAAUUUGUGGUUGACCCUAUCGAAAAAACGCGACUCCAGGGUGAUUUGAUCAUUCUUGGGCAGACUUCGCCUGUCAACGAGGAUGACUUGCUCCCUAAAAAUCUUCCACCCAUGGCGUUCCCGACAGACACUCUUCUCGCGCGUUACGCGUUCUCUCAAGCCCUGUCCCGAUCUACGGCGCUUUCUGCGCUUGAGGUUUCCUUGGACGACUACCUAACGUCCAUGGCCCGACUUCCUCAUGCCCUGGCGCAAACUGGAAAGCCUGGCAUGGGACGAACACAGUUGAUCAAGAAACUGGGUGAACUCAUGAAAUUCAGACAAGGGUUGAACUUGAAUAGGGAAAAUUUCAGCGAAACACCGGACUUUUACUGGGCUGAGCCAGAGCUGGAGCGUUACUUCAAGUCUCUAAGCAACGCUCUAGAAGUCAGGGCUCGGAUAGACUCUGUCAACGAGAAAAUCACGUAUGCCGCCGAGGUUCAAUCAAUGCUACGACAACUCCUUACCGAGUCUUCGACUCAUUCGAUGGAACUGAUUAUUAUCGCCCUCAUCGCGGUGGAAGUUGUCAUCGCGAUAAUCCGUGAUGGACCUGAGCUGUGGGAAAUGAUUGUAGGACCUAAAGAGAAGACGGAGAAAGAUGACGCAAAGUUUGCCUUGCAAGGAUGA
Messenger RNA from Laccaria bicolor S238N-H82, 1185 nucleotides. RefSeq lists its product as uncharacterized. The transcript is spliced from 5 exons. The record is from RefSeq and is a predicted model, not a curated record. The coding region runs from base 1 to 1185 and encodes 394 amino acids. Gene Ontology annotation, biological process: positive regulation of mitochondrial translation. Lineage: Eukaryota; Fungi; Basidiomycota; Agaricomycetes; Agaricales; Hydnangiaceae.